AUGGAAUCAAAUGGAACGCGCAAAGGGCCGCUGCCUGGAGGUCGCCAGGGCGCGUCUGGAGCUGGCGCUGGACGCGACAGCAUGCGAACCGCCAGCCGAGCGCGAGGUGCUACACGACCACCCAGCAGAUCCUCGCAUCCAUCAUCCCCACCAGCUGGCUUGGUGUCGGCAGGGUCUUCGCGGGCUCAGCAAUCGGCACCCGCCACUGGUGGAGUACGCCGCAUGCGUUGGACAACCCAGAUGAACAGCAACGCAUUGCGGGCGUAUUUUAGGGCGAAAGGGGGAGAAACUGGAGGUUUUGCGUAUCGGGCAAGGAUGCAUCAAUUUUUUGCUGAGCUGGGGCCAUCUGUAACCGUCACCGAGCAAAACCUGGCAGACCGAGUUCGGUAUAUCUUGCGCUCAAAUACAUUUGAUGUCACCGAACUCGAACGGCUACGACGUGAGGCUGUUCCUUCAUCGGGUGAAAAUGCUGCGGCUGAGGAUGCGGCGCCACAACUUGCUGAGCAAACGGCAAAUGUGGAUGCCGCCGUGAAUACGCCAGUUGUGGUUGAUUCAAACGAUGAUGGAACAGUCGCCCAGGAACUGGAACUAGAGCAAAUGAGGAGUACAUUGGAAGAGGCGAUUGUGGAAACGCGCAGUACGACUCUCGAAAAUCGACCGCGACUUCCCCGCUUAGCCCUAAGCAAGCGGAAUCGGGCUGUCGUGAGGGCUCUGAACCCAAUGCUUGUUACCUAUUUGCAAGCCAGCCGGGACCUUUGCGAUACAGACUCAAUUCUUUUUGGCGCCGCACUGGCAGUCUGCCGUAUUAUAGGCGCCAAACUUUCCACGGCUGGACGCGCUACUGGACAAAGUAGUGCUAUCCCAGCCUGGAGAAUAAGAAUUAAAGAACGUAUCGCAAAGGCUAGGGCCCUCAUCGGCAGACUGAUAUGCUUCAGGUCAGGCAAUACCAGGCCAAGGAUUGUGCCCACCGUCAGGAUGGCGUUUGCUGGGACAAAUGUUAGUUUGUCCCAGCCGGAUAUAAUGCAAAAACUGACGGAGCGCAUAGACGACCUGAAGCAAAGAAUAGCUGCUUGGGGAAAGCGGAUUCGGCGAUAUACCGAGAGGUCGACACGGUUCAACCAGAAUCGUCUCUUCCAGAGUGAUCAGAAGAGGCUCUAUGAAUCAUUGGAGCGACCAAUAGUAAGUGGAACGGGCCCUGCACCAAAUCAGGCCGACAUGGUCGCAUUCUGGCGCACCCUGUGGUCAGAGCCCGUAAACCACAACGAGGGCCCUUGGACGGAAGUUGUGGCGAGUCAGUGUGCGAGUAUUACGCCCAUGGACCCCGUCAUCAUAACGCCGGAUGACGUAGCUGAGGCGGUCCGUAGGGCCCCGAACUGGAAAAGUCCGGGGCUUGACGGGCUGCAUCACUACUGGCUGAAGGGGUUCAUGGUGUGUCACUCUGUGCUCGCCCGACAGUUUCAAGAGGCUCUCAACCAGAAGUCGCUCCCAAGCCUCUUCACUACUGGGAUCACUCAUUUGGUUCCUAAAGAUCAGGGUGCCACAGACCCGAGCAAAUACCGCCCCAUCACUGGUGUGAAGCGCUUAUCGCUCGGCAGGAAGUGGCUUGGUUUAUUAUUCGUGUCGUGCAUCAUGCGGCUGCGUGCGCCGGCGCAGUCGUCCGCGCUCCUGGGGAAUUUAAACGUCAGAUACGACACUAACGGGACACCUCGAUAUUAUCUCUCAUUAACGGAGAACCGAACUCGUCAAGAUAUUUCAUAUACAAUUCAAUAG
Parnassius apollo (apollo) is the source of this 1770-nucleotide messenger RNA. NCBI's taxonomy places the organism in Eukaryota, Metazoa, Arthropoda, Insecta, Lepidoptera, Papilionidae. The record is from the annotation of a GenBank genome assembly.